AUGCACCUACGUUACGAGAAGAUUCGCGAUAAGAUUCACAAGAGUCUACGAUGCACGACGCUUAUCUUGGCUAUUGUGAGGGAGCUCGGUGAAGGGGAUGUUAAGAAUAAAAAUGGCAAGAGAGGAUAUGAGGACGAGGAGACGGAGGAAGAAGAAGAGGUUGAGCAGCCAAAGGGGAAGGAGGCGAAGAAUGGGGUCAAGAACAAGCAACUCGAUACAGUGAAAGCCAAGGCCUUACCGGCGAGUGCGACACCGAGUAGGGCGAGCAGUGUUGCUACGAAUGGUUCGGCGACCAAGGGUUCGGCGACCAAGGCUAAGGGCAAGGGGAAGAAGAAGUAG
Messenger RNA from Alternaria rosae, 339 nucleotides. RefSeq lists its product as uncharacterized. The record is from RefSeq and is a predicted model, not a curated record. Lineage: Eukaryota; Fungi; Ascomycota; Dothideomycetes; Pleosporales; Pleosporaceae. The transcript is spliced from 3 exons. The coding region runs from base 1 to 339 and encodes 112 amino acids.